Molecule: messenger RNA, 1467 nt
Organism: Tribolium madens (black flour beetle)
Lineage: Eukaryota; Metazoa; Arthropoda; Insecta; Coleoptera; Tenebrionidae
Exons: 2
Coding region: 1-1467 (488 amino acids)
Source: RefSeq, a predicted model, not a curated record
AUGGGAAAAAUUUCGUUAACAAUAGAAAUAGGAAAGACCAAAUGCAUUGAACAAGAUUUCAUCGCCGUAGGGGAUGAGAUGCAAUUUCAAGGAACUAUGUUAAUCGGACUCGACUUUUUACAUAAAUUUAAGGUGAUUAUUUGUUGGUCACAAAAACUAAUGAAAAUCUGCAACUACGAGAUUCAAUUGGAAACAGAGGAAGAUCAAGUUAGAGCAAUGACAACAGGAAUUAUGCCAAGCAAGAAAUCAGUAAUAAAUGAAGAAGAAUUAGAAAUAAAUGAAGAAGAAUUAGGAUCACAGAAUAACUUCCAGGACGAAAAAACGACUUACCGAAAAAUGACUCCCAACAAUGACCAAGAUAAAGAAAACAGAGAAAUAAAUGAGGUAAAAGGUAUCCCGAUAGACGGGAAGGGGGUCCCGAUGGGCGGGACAAAUAAAAAAGGUAUCCCAUUAAAUGGGAAGGGUAUUCCGAUAGACGGGAUAAAUAAAAAAAGAAAGAAAUGUAACCCAAUAAAUGGGAAGGUGAUUCCGAUAGACGGGAAGGGGAACCCGAUGGGCGGGAUAAAUAAGAAAAAGUCCUCUUCAGAAAAUAGCAUGCAUGCACAAACAAAUGACAACGUGACCACUGACAUUGAAUGGUCGUCUCAUCCACAACAGGAUCCAGGAUGUAACAAGGAGAUUCAUGACCCAUCAAGCAAAGGGGACGCUCUUUGCAAGAAGGAUGAUCAUAUAACGAAUCUACCACAAGGCCAUCAAUCAGAGGAAACGUCCCGAAUUAGACUACUAGAACAAAUUAUCGUCCCAGCUCGAUGUAGAGCAAUUUGUAUAGGAAAAAUGGAAAAACCAAUAAACGCAGAAGUUAUUCUAAUUGACGCUUACCAGCAUCAACACAAUGGUAUGCUAACGGCACGGACUUUAAAUGAAAAUCAAGAGACCGUCAUUGCUCAAGUUCUAAAUCUCACGAAUCAACCAAUCAAACUGCAGAAAGAAGAAAUUAUAGGAAGGGCAUACGCGGUGGAAACACUACCGUCACUCAUAGAAAAUGAAAAUCAAAUAAGAAACAUUCAAGUGGACGCUGCGGAAAUCGAAAAACUUUUACAAACUUUAACUUACCCAAGGGAAGACAUGGAAAUGUGUAAAGAAUUUGAAGAGCUAAUUAAAGAAUACCAUGACAUAUUUCGCGCUCCUGAUCAAAGAUUAACAUGUACCACUGAGGUAAAACAUCGAAUUAUCACAGAACCAGUACCUCCCAUUUCAAAACGGCCUUAUCGAGUACCGUACCAUCGCAAACAUAUUUUGGAUAAAGAAAUCCAAACACUCUUAAACAACGAUAUUAUACAAGAAAGUUCUUCUCCAUGGUCAGCACCAGUCAUCCUUAUCGAGAAGAAGAGACACCCGGGCGAAGAUCCUGAAUUUCGCCUAUGCAUCGACUACAGAGAAUUGAAUAAAAAACAAUUGAUCAACUAA